Messenger RNA from Nannizzia gypsea CBS 118893, 744 nucleotides. RefSeq lists its product as hypothetical. NCBI's taxonomy places the organism in Eukaryota, Fungi, Ascomycota, Eurotiomycetes, Onygenales, Arthrodermataceae. The record is from RefSeq and is a predicted model, not a curated record. Bases 1 to 744 code for a protein of 247 amino acids. Gene Ontology annotation, molecular function: O-methyltransferase activity. The transcript is spliced from 2 exons.
AUGGCUUCUCCAAGUCCUGUGGUUUCAAGCGCCAAUGUUGCCGCGCUCCUCAAGCGGCUCCACGGGGAGUCUAACGCCCAGGAGUCAUCGUUCUCUAUCAUUUCAUUCUGGUUCCGCAAGAAGAUAACGGCCAUGAUCUUCGGUAACCGCAGAUGGAAUUCCGCUGAUGACGACUUCAUGCGGGACAAGUAUAUCUGCUUAGAGGCCGACAAGAGCGAGUUUGUUUACCUUCUGGCGAGGUCUAUUGGCGCUCUAAACAUCGUGGAAGCGGGUACGAGCUUCGGCGUUUCGACAAUCUACCUUGCUCUUGCGGCUGGGCAGAAUGCCGCUGCCAAAGCGUCUGGGUCCAUAACACCAGGCCAAGGUGCCCAAGUGUUUGCGACUGAAAAUGAACCCACCAAGGCAAAAAAGGCGAAGGAGCAUUGGAAGGAGGCCGGGGAGGAGGUGGAGCCCUGGAUUACCUUGCUGGAAGGCGACCUUCGGGAAACUCUGCCGGAACAGAUGAAGAAGGUCGAUCAAAUUGACAUGCUCCUGUUGGAUAUCUGGACUCCUAUGGCUCUCCCGGCACUCAAAGCGGUCCAACCAAAGCUCCGCACAGGCGCUCUCAUUAUUGCCGACAACACCGUUAUGGCUCGAAUUGACUACAAGGACCUACUUGAUUACGUUAACGACCCGAAGAAUGGCUUCAAGCACAUGACGACUCCGUUCAAGGGUGGCUUGGAGGUCAUCGUUUACCUUCCUUAA